Messenger RNA from Mucor velutinosus, 1254 nucleotides. RefSeq lists its product as uncharacterized. Bases 1 to 1254 code for a protein of 417 amino acids. Lineage: Eukaryota; Fungi; Mucoromycota; Mucoromycetes; Mucorales; Mucoraceae. Gene Ontology annotation, cellular component: SCF ubiquitin ligase complex. The transcript has a single exon. The record is from RefSeq and is a predicted model, not a curated record. Gene Ontology annotation, biological process: SCF-dependent proteasomal ubiquitin-dependent protein catabolic process.
AUGGACUAUCAAUACACACAGCAACCUCAUUUGGCAGUAUGCUUACCAGAGAUUGUCAGUCAUAUCCUAUCAUUUCUUGUGCCCGCACACUGUCAAGAGGAGCCCAAGAAAAAGAGUUGCGUCGAUCUCUAUCCCUGUUUACUGGUAAAUCGUUUGUGGCAUGACAGUGCUUCUCGAAUUGUUUGGAGAAAGGCUUACUUUGAGGACACCAAGGAGGAUCUGGCUACAUUUCUCAAGUUUGCUUCUGUAAUCUAUGAUGUACCCAUUCCAAUGCUAUCUCCGUCUACCUCCUCCUCAUCCACAAGUGCUGCACAACUAGCCAUUGGUCAGUAUUCAGAUAUGCUUGCCUUGGUGAACUACCCAAGUAGAUCCUCCUCUCUAUCCAGUGUGUCCACCAUUGAUACACCCACUGAAUAUGCUGCCGACGAGAACAUAUCAAAAAUAACAACUGACGAUUUGCUUGCUGAAAUGGAUGUCCGAGCUCAAAAACACAUGGACACAACGGCCCGACUCUCAACCUACCGUAAUGCAUUGCGAGUGCUAUCCAUUCGAAAGAUGAAGGAAAAAACCAUCAAUGAACCACUGUCGCGCAUUGGACAAAACGCAACCAAAUUGGAGCACCUGGACAUAUACAUCUGCGACCACUUUUCCAACGAAGCAUUGAAUCCCUUCCUGGUGCAUUCAAACCUCACCUUUCUAUCGCUGGCAGGCUGUCAUCAUAUCUCCGAUAGUGCUAUCCUCAAAGUAGCAGAGUAUUGUGUUGGUUUGGAGCAUUUGGAUUUGCGUGCAUGUGGGCUAGUUUCAGAUGUCUCCUUGUCCGCUGUUGCCAUGCAGUGCCCUCGCUUGAGACAUCUCAAUGUGGGUCGUAUCCGGGAUCGUGACAAAGUCUCUAUUAAAUCCAUUGCUCUCAUUGCUCAGUAUACACAAGCGGCUGUAUUGGGCCUGGCUGGUUGCGACAUUGAUGAUGCUUGUAUGCAGGUGCUGGCAAAGUAUAGAACAACAGGCUUAGAACGAGUGUCGGUCAACAGCUGCUUCAAGAUAUCGAAUGAAACCGUGUACGCCUAUAUCAAGUAUUGUCCAAAUCUAUCGGUUUUUGAGAUGAAGGAAUGCCAUAAUGUGAAUGAUUGGGAAGCAGUGGCUGAAUUGGUGCAGAGAAAGGUGCUGUUGACUCUGUGCGAUCAACAGAACAAAGCCUGUGCUGAUUGGGCGAGGUUACGUGGAAGAACCUUGGAUGUGAAAGCACCUCUCAAGUAA